AUGUUCAAAUUGUUCGUCUUCGCCGCUAUCUUGGCUUUGGCUGCUGCUGCUCCACAACCUGAACCAGCUCCAAAAGCUCAACCCAAACCUUGGUUAUACUCUGCUCCAGUCGCUUACGCAGGAGUUCCAGCUUACUCUGCCUACUCUUAUGGCGCUCCAUUAGCAUACUCCGCUCCAGUAGCAUACUCUUCUCCAGUAGUAGGAUACAGCGGAUGGGGUGGAUGGGGUCCCGUAGUAUACUAA
Diabrotica balteata is the source of this 243-nucleotide messenger RNA. NCBI's taxonomy places the organism in Eukaryota, Metazoa, Arthropoda, Insecta, Coleoptera, Chrysomelidae. The record is from the annotation of a GenBank genome assembly.